GAUGUUGGCAGCUGUCGAUGUUUCUAAUCUUUGAAAUUCAUUAAUUUCGGCAGCACGUGCUGAACAUGGCAGAUGAUUUCUAUGCGUUACUAGUCUUGUCCUGCCUGAUCGUGUCUACCAUGGCGGUAACCGACAAGGAGAUUGACGAAUUUCUUGAUAUCUGCAUCGAUUCUAAAUACCACAAAGAAAAACCAGGACCGGAAAGUGAUUUUUUUAAUACGACGUUUCAUUGCACCCCGUGGAAGAACCACGCUUGUUGCACGUCGAAUACAACCGACAGCAUUCGAAAAGACGGAACUCUCUCGCUGUAUAACAUGCACUGGGAUCAGUGCGGUAGAAAAAUGUCGCCUCAGUGCCGUAGAUAUUUCGAGGUCGACACUUGUAUGUACGAAUGCUCGCCAAACAUGAAACCAUGGAUCGUUGUGGACCCCAAUUCUAAGAAGACCCGCAAAGAACGCUUUCAAGAGGUGCCGAUAUGCAGCGAGGACUGCGAUGCAUGGUUUGAUGCCUGCAAAGACGACCUCACCUGCUCAGACAACUGGGGAGACUUCAAAACAUGGAACUGGACAAGCGGCAUGUGUAAGUUUGAGUGCAAAACGUUUAAGGAAUAUUUUGAUAAUGCCAAGAAAUUCUGCGAGAAACUUUUUGACUACUCAUGGAAGUACACUAAAGGGGAAUUAGGCAUAGAUUGCAUGACACUGUGGCCGAAUGGUACAACAAAUUUCAACGAGAGGGUCGCUCGUAAACACGCUGAAGACAUGCUUUCCACGAAAUCAUCGGGAUCAAAGGUUGCCGUUCAAUCUUUGACAGUGAUUUUACUGGCUGGGCUGUGUUAUUAUCUUUAAUUGUGCUGAAUGCGUGACGUUAUUACAAACUGUGUUUCUCUCACCAUACUAUGCGUGCUCGCUAAUUUUGACAUUCAUCUAUUUUUCUUCCAGUAAAUUAACUAAUCUAAGUUUUGUUGACAGCAGUGUUAUAUAAGGUUUCGUUGUGUUCUCUGUUAUACAGAGUUAGCAUAAACUCAAAAGGUAUACAAAGGUUAAUUACAUCUGCGAUUUGGUAAACAACUUUUGUUUGGAAUUCGAAAUUCUUUCAGCUAAAUUGUGCAUUUAAUUCAAGGUAGUAAGCAUUCAGACUGCUGAUUAAUAAAGUAUACUAAAUGAUUUUUAGUGCAAUUUGUUGUGAAAAAGCAUGAGUAAUUAUUUCCUAAAUCACAUGUUCUAUAAUGCAUUCAGGAAAUAUUAGUCAAUUGUGCAUUGUGGAUAGUAUAAUCGUUCUGGUGAUUGUGGAGAUGUGCACAUUCUGAUUGGUUGAAGAUUGCAUUACGUUUUGCUAUAAUCACCUGACACGAGGUGAUUAUAGCAAUGGCGCCAAAUUUCAAAGUAGCAGCCCCUCUUUUUGUCACUGUUACCAAGAAAGUCAUAAAAUUGAUUGAAGAAGAUUCAAUACCCAAGAGCGCAAAAGAUUCUACUAAGUUUGGUGUGACACUUAAAAGAAAGAUAUGAAGUUUUUGCUGAUGGAAUUAAAUCAACCUGUUAAGUUUUAAUGGAGACUGGCUGCUUAUCUCGAUACAAGUAUAACCAAAACAAUUGGAACAGAAUGGUUUCAUCAUGAAAAUGAAGUUGUCACAGAAUUCAAAAGCACCUGAGUAAUUAUACUAUAACAAUUAUUUGUCUUAGGGUUAGUGAAUAUUGUUGAAUAAUCCCCUAGACUUCAUGUGAGAGAUCACCUGUAUUCAAAUAUAUUCACUUUGCCUUUGGCAAAUAAUGAUUAA
Molecule: messenger RNA, 1774 nt
Organism: Pocillopora damicornis (cauliflower coral)
Lineage: Eukaryota; Metazoa; Cnidaria; Anthozoa; Scleractinia; Pocilloporidae
Product: folate receptor beta
Cellular component (GO): external side of plasma membrane
Molecular function (GO): signaling receptor activity
Source: RefSeq, a predicted model, not a curated record